UUCAUGAUAGAACAGUUCAAAUCGCACAGUAACUGCACCAAAUCCAAUUCCAUACUAUCCAAAUCCAUACCAGUAUACUACUAUAGAAAAACAUGACAGUAUCCAAAUCCAUACCAGUAUACUACUAAAGAAACAUGACAGUAUCUGAUUGAUCUAAGGAAUAGAAAAAAGAAAACAUGAGAGCAAACAUUUCCCAUGUUAGUUAAGUCAUUUCACCUACUAUAUACCCACCACUUAUACUGUUGUGAAUUAGUACUACAAACUGUCACAUACAAUUCAAUUCAAAAUAUAUGAUCUCUAAAUUCUGAUGAACACUCUCAGUCUCAGCAACACAAAAACAUGAACUAUAGCAAAAUGAUUGAACUAUUAUUCCUCAUUCUCUCAAUAAUCUCUCCCACUCUCUCUCUCAACCAAGAAGGUCUCUUCCUUCUCCAAGCCAAACACAAUCUCUCCGACCCUUCAAACUCUCUCUCCAACUGGUCUCCCCAUGACUCCACUCCAUGCAACUGGACUGGCAUCCUCUGCAACAAUCUCACAAACUCUGUCACUUCCAUAAACCUCCCUAACUCCGAUCUCUCCGGUCCUUUCCCGACUUCCCUCUGCCGUCUCCCUUCUCUCUCCCAUCUCUCUCUCCCUAACAACAGCCUCAACUCCACUCUCCCCACCACCAUCUCCACUUGCACCACUCUUCACCAUCUAGACCUCUCUUUAAACCUCUUCUCCGGCGAACUUCCAAACACUCUCUCCAAUCUCCCUAACCUCAAACAACUCAACCUCUCCUUCAACAACUUCUCCGGUAAAAUCCCGCCAACCUUCGGCUUUUUCCGGAGACUUCAAUCUCUCUCCCUUGUUAACAAUCUUCUCACCGGAAACAUACCUUCUUCUCUAAGCAACGUUUCAUCUCUCAAAGAACUUCACCUUGCUUACAACAAUUUCUUCUCAGAAAUUCCACAAGAAUUCGGAAACCUCACCAACCUUGAAAUUCUAUGGCUUUCCGGUUGCAAUCUUGUGGGUCAAAUUCCGGUUUCUCUACGAAAACUCGUUCGUCUUCAAAACCUCGAUUUAUCACGAAACAUGCUCAACGGAACCAUACCGGAACUUAUGAUCUCCGGUUUAACCAGCAUUGUUCAAAUCGAGCUUUUCCAAAACUCAUUCUCCGGCGAGUUACCACGUGCCGGUGUAUCGAAUUUGACUCAUUUGGAACGAUUCGAUGCUUCUGAUAAUGAGUUAACAGGAACGAUUCCCGACGAGUUGUGUCGUUUGAAGAAUCUGGGGUCUUUGAAUUUGUACUACAAUAAACUCAGCGGUUCUCUGCCGGAAAGUUUAGCUUCGUCGGAGAAUUUAUACGAGCUUCUUCUGUUCAACAACACACUCACCGGAAAGUUGCCAAGUGGCUUGGGAAACAAUUCAAAGCUACAGUUGCUUGAUGUUUCGUUUAAUCAAUUUUCCGGCGAGAUUCCGGCGAGUUUAUGUCGUCAGGGAAGUUUACAGGAACUGUUAAUGAUUCACAAUUCAUUUUCCGGUGAAAUUCCGGCGAGUCUUGGAAACUGUUUGAGCUUAAUGAGAGUUAGGUUUGGGAAUAAUAAUCUCUCUGGUGUUGUUCCUUAUGGACUUUGGGGUCUACCCCAUAUGUAUCUACUUGAGCUUGUUGAAAAUUCUCUUUCUGGGUCUAUUUCUAAUGCAAUUUCAAGAGCAAAUAAUCUUUCAAUUUUAUUAAUUUCAGGGAAUAGGUUUAAUGGGUCGAUUCCGGAGUCAAUCGGGUUGUUGGAUAAUCUCGGAGAGUUUGUUGCUAGUAGGAAUAGUCUUACCGGUCAAAUUCCGACCGGUAUGGUUAAGUUAAGCCAGUUGGGUAGGCUUGUUCUUAGAGAUAAUCAAUUUUCUGGCGAGAUUCCUAAUUGGGUUGGUGAUUGGAAGAAGCUUAAUGAGCUUGAUUUGGCUAAUAAUAGGUUUGUUGGUAAUAUUCCAAGUGAAUUAGGAACUUUGCCGGGGCUUAAUUUUCUCGAUCUUUCUGGUAAUUUACUUUCUGGUGAAAUUCCAAUGGAUCUGCAAAAUUUGAAGCUUGAUAUUUUUAAUCUUUCAAAUAAUAAGCUUUCUGGUGAAAUUCCUCCUCUUUAUGCAAAUGAGAAUUAUAGGGAAAGUUUUUUAGGAAAUACCGAUUUAUGUGCUGAUCUUUCGGGAUUGUGUCCGAAUUUGGGUGAGAAGAGUAAGAAUAGGAACUUUGUUUGGGUUUUUAGGUUCAUAUUUGUACUUGCUGGUGUUGUUUUAAUUGUUGGGGUGGCAUGGUUUUACUUCAAAUUCCAAAAUUUCAAGAAGAUUAAGAAAGGUUUUUGUACAUCGAAGUGGAGAUCGUUCCAUAAACUAGGGUUUAGCGAGUUUGAGAUUGUUAAAUUGAUGAGUGAAGAUAAUGUAAUAGGGAGUGGAUCUUCUGGGAAGGUUUACAAAGUUGUGUUGAGUAAUGGAGAGGUAGUUGCGGUGAAGAAAUUAUGGAGAGGAAUUAAGAUAGAAAGUGGAAAUGUUAAUGAUCAAGAAAAAGAUGAAUUUGAAGUUGAAGUUGAAACAUUAGGAAAGAUUAGGCACAAGAACAUUGUAAGGUUAUGGUGUUGUUAUAAUAGUGGAGAUAAUAAACUCUUAGUUUAUGAGUAUAUGCCUAAUGGAAGUUUAGAUGAUUUGUUGCAUAGUGGUAAGAAAAACUUGUUGGAUUGGCCAACAAGGCUUAAAAUUGCUGUUGAUGCUGCUGAGGGACUUUCUUAUUUGCAUCACGAUUGUGUUGUUCCUAUUGUUCAUAGGGAUGUAAAAUCUAGCAAUAUUUUGUUAGAUGGAGAAUUUGGUGCAAAAAUUGCUGAUUUUGGAGUUGCUAAAUUUGUUAGAGGUGUCACCAAUGGGACAGAAGAACCUAUGUCUAUGAUUGCAGGAUCUUGUGGUUACAUUGCACCAGAAUAUGCUUAUACUCUUAGGGUGAAUGAAAAGAGUGACAUUUAUAGCUUUGGUGUAGUGAUUUUGGAAUUGGUAACUGGAAAACACCCUGUUGAUCAAGAAUAUGGAGAAAAAGAUUUGGUAAAAUGGGUUUCUUCCAAAUUGAAUGAGGAAGGACAUGAUCAAGUGAUUGAUCCAACUCUUGAUUCUAAGUAUAAGGAAGAAAUCAGCAAAGUACUCAACUUGGGGAUUCUUUGCACAAGCUCACUUCCUAUAAACCGUCCUUCAAUGAGAAGUGUAGUGAAAAUGCUGCAAGUAACAACAGUUGCUAAAUCAAGAAGUGGAAAAUUCUCUCCUUAUUAUCAAGAAGUAGUCUCUGACAAUGAUCAUUAGGAAGCAUAGUUUAAACUAGACCUACUUGUCGCAGACACAGAUACUUCGACACUGAUAAUAAUUUGAAAAUUUGAAUAAUUAAAUGUAAUCACAUGUGUCGAUGUUGUAUUGGUGUUGGUGACUAAUAAGUGUCAGACACCCAGACACAACUUUAAUUUGAAGUGUCGGUAUUAAAUAGUCCGUUGUCAUUAAACUAUAUAAUAUUUAUAGAACAUACCAAUAUUCUUAAACUAUAAUAUCAUGAAAUGUUUAUAUAUAUGCUUUGUUUUUCAGCCCAUAUCUAGUUGUCUGCUUUUAUUUGUUUGAUUCAA
This is a messenger RNA of Trifolium pratense (red clover), 3617 nucleotides long. Its product is annotated as receptor-like protein kinase HSL1. The transcript is spliced from 2 exons. NCBI's taxonomy places the organism in Eukaryota, Viridiplantae, Streptophyta, Magnoliopsida, Fabales, Fabaceae. Gene Ontology annotation, biological process: protein phosphorylation. Gene Ontology annotation, molecular function: protein kinase activity; receptor serine/threonine kinase binding; ATP binding. Bases 340 to 3306 code for a protein of 988 amino acids. The record is from RefSeq and is a predicted model, not a curated record.